AUGGCAGUCGCAGUAGAGAGUGCUAUCUUGGAUGUCCCCUCUUUCAAUGCAAUCAAGACCUUCGAAGAACAGGAAAAGGAGGUGGAUAAGGCGACCUUGAGAGCUAUAGCGAAUAUCUUUGUCAGUCAUAACAUGCAUAUGAAGCUAGGAGCCGGGCUUCUCUAUCGCCACGAUACACUCCAAGACCGAACUGUGAUGUUCCACGAGGUCUAA
Molecule: messenger RNA, 213 nt
Organism: Penicillium psychrosexuale
Lineage: Eukaryota; Fungi; Ascomycota; Eurotiomycetes; Eurotiales; Aspergillaceae
Exons: 1
Coding region: 1-213 (70 amino acids)
Source: RefSeq, a predicted model, not a curated record